Molecule: messenger RNA, 3040 nt
Organism: Vollenhovia emeryi
Lineage: Eukaryota; Metazoa; Arthropoda; Insecta; Hymenoptera; Formicidae
Gene: Chpf
Product: chondroitin sulfate synthase 2
Exons: 7
Coding region: 478-2784 (768 amino acids)
Cellular component (GO): Golgi cisterna membrane
Molecular function (GO): glucuronosyl-N-acetylgalactosaminyl-proteoglycan 4-beta-N-acetylgalactosaminyltransferase activity
Source: RefSeq, a predicted model, not a curated record
GAGAUGUGUACGAACAGUAUAGUGCACAGUAGAGAGAAAGAAGUGAGAGAAGAAGAGAGGGAGAAGGAACGCGCGUCUCUCAUAGCUAAUACUCUAUAUUUCUAAUUUAUUGUGCACACAUGAAAUCGGUAAACGUAAUACAAACGAUUAUGAUUCGAUUAUUGUUCAAAAUUAAUUGAGAUUAAAUCGAAUCCACGUGACGCGCGAGUAUAUACACAUGGAAUCUCGUCGGUGAUUAAAAGUUAAGGUUAUCAUGACAUUUUGACAAGGAAACGUAGAAAAAAAAAAAUAUUUAUUUCCGUAGGUACUGCCAAACGUUAUACAGUGUCACGUCUUUCGACAUCUCUCGUAUCCUGGAGCAUGUUUGAAGAUAAAGAAGAAACUUGUCUCUUGCGCGACCCUCGAAAAUAAUUUUUAUUCUCCUAAACGACAAGCAAUCCAAAAAAGGAAGAACAAAGGCUUCUCAGACGCAGCAAAAUGAAGACGCUGCUUAAAAUAUUAUAUUCAUUCUGUUGGAGCAACGCAUACCUGAUAAUGGGUAUAUGCAUGGGCCUAAGUUUCAGUCUCCUGCUGAUACCGAUUGACUUAGACAGACAGCACGACGUAGGGGAGUCCUUCGAUCACUCCGUGAACACCUUGGAGGAUAUAGACCCCUACGAGCCGAGAAUAAACACCGACAGCAAGCCGCAACAGAUGCAGAAAGCGAGGAAGUCAUUUGUACGCCCGAGAUACUACUCCACGGAGCUUGGGAUCAGGGAGAAAUUGUUUGUGGGCAUUAUAACGAGCCGCGAGCAUCUGCACAGCAGGGACGUGGCGCUGAACAAGACGAUUGCUCAUAUAGUGAAUAAAAUUCGCUACUUCAUCUCCAUACCAGAGGGGACCAAGCCAAACGUUUCUUUCCCCGGCAUAGUCGGGUUCACCGACACGAGGGACAUCCUGAAACCUUUCCACGCCAUGAAAUACAUAGUUGAUAACUAUUUAGAGAGCUACGAUUAUUACUUUCUGAUUAAGGACGUGAGUUAUGUAAAUGCAAGAGCCCUGGUGGAGUUCGUGAAUAAAAUCACUGUGAGCCAAAACGUUCACACCGGCGUUCAAAGCGAAAUCGAUACCUACUGUUCUCUGGAGUCCGGUAUACUUUUGAGCAAUUCUGUUGUACGAGAGAUGAAAAGCAAUCUGGAUUGGUGCGUCAAGAACGCAUAUUCAGACUCGGACGACAUUAAUUUCGGUCGCUGCAUUCUCCAUUCCACUUCUAUGCCCUGCGUCAGUCAUACGCAAGGACGAAAUUUCACGUUUACACAGUUGUCACCCACGUUUAACUUCGAGAGGGAUUUCGUUCGGUUGGCCGAGCAAAACGAAUUCCAGAAUUCGCUCUCCGUAUACCCCGUCUACGAUCACAUGCUCAUUUAUAAAUUUAACAUGUAUUUCGCUGCGAUAAAUUCCAUUAAAGUUAACAAACAGAUCGCCGACGUGCGCAAGGUAAUAUCCGCGACUGCAUAUUUGGGCCCGCCGAGUCAACGUAACGUAUCGUGGCCGAUUGGAGAUCAACCUGGAAACAGACCUCUCGGACGCUUCGACGUCUUGCGCUGGUCUUACUUCAAUGUGUCUCACGUUUUCUUCGAGACCGACUUCAUUAACAUCCAAGAGCUGAAGGGCGACACAAAGGCCGACAUAGAUUACGUGAUAAACACAGCUGUGGACAAUAUUGUAAAGAGAUACGAUAACAAACUCAGCUUUGCAAGACUGCUGAAUGGCUACCUCAAGUUCGACGCGUCCAGAGGGAUGGAUUAUAUACUCGACUUGAUAUUUAGCGAGGUGGCCACGGGCAAGGAAGUAAGGAAGCGAGUCGAGAUCUGCAAGCCGCUGGGGAAAGUAGAAAUUAUACCCGUGCCUUACGUGACUGAAAAUACGAGAAUUAAUAUAAUUAUCACUGUCGAUCUGGGCAGAAAGCAGGACGCGCUGAAUUUUAUCGAGCACUACGCACAAAACUGUAUAGAAAAGAAAUGCAAGACCUCCCUCAUGGUGGUUCUCUUGUACAAUUCAGAUUCACCGUCGAAAGGCAGAGGUGACGUUUAUUACGAAGUAAAAACAUUCGUGUCAAUGCUGAACGACAAGUACAAAAAGGACCAAUCUAAGAUUACUUGGCUGUCAAUACGAUUGCCAGUCAACGUAACUUCCGUGGAUCUGGAUCCGAUGUUGAGGAUCGCCGUGACCGAUUUGUGUGCGAAGAAGUUCUCGUCGGAAAGUCUGGUUCUUCUCGUAGAAAUGGGGACGAAAUUGAAAGUAGACUAUUUAAACAGGGUUCGAAUGAACACCAUUGGUCGCUACCAGAUAUUCAGCCCGAUCCCGUUCAUCGAGUUCCAUCCCGAUAUAAUUUACGCAAGCGAAGCAGCUCACGACGAAGUGGACGUCAACAGCAACUACGGGAAAUAUGACGAGCAGAACUACAACAACAUCGCGUUUUACAUUAAAGAUUACAACGCAAUGCGGCAGACAGUCGAGGCGAACAUUCCAUUAGCGCGUUCGGACAAGGACAUUGCCAUUCUGCUGAAACUUUCCAAGCACAGCCCUGUAACUUCUUUGUUCGAAAUGUACGUGUCGUUCAGCGAUAUGCAUGUAUUUCGCGCGAUAGAGCCGACACUGAAGAUAAAAUACAAAGAUGUCAGCUGUGGCGACGCUUCCAACGACAGUAUUUAUAAGAGUUGCCUUAAACUGAGAACCGACCACUUGGGUAAACGUAGUCAACUGGCUAGACUGAUAUUAGAUUAUCAGAGCUAUCAUACGUAAAAAUACGUAGAUCGCGAUAUGCAAUAUUUACAAAGAGAAACGCUAUUUAUUGCAAUUUGUAUUAUUCAGGGUAAAUGCUUUAGAUUUUUAUAGAACAAGCAAAAAGUAGAUAAGUUUAUAAUUAUCUAUAAGGUAGAAAGAGAUUCAAUAUACAUUUGCUAGAUAUAUUUUUAUAGAUUUAUAUACAGUGUCAACUAUAUAUGAGCAUUUUAUUUAUUUGUACAUUUUAUUCUCGCAAUAAAUACUCGUAAUUGGU